Messenger RNA from Amaranthus tricolor (Joseph's coat), 970 nucleotides. RefSeq names its product protein LIGHT-DEPENDENT SHORT HYPOCOTYLS 3-like. Gene Ontology annotation, cellular component: nucleus. Gene Ontology annotation, biological process: mRNA transcription; response to light stimulus. The transcript has a single exon. The coding region runs from base 103 to 642 and encodes 179 amino acids. Lineage: Eukaryota; Viridiplantae; Streptophyta; Magnoliopsida; Caryophyllales; Amaranthaceae. The record is from RefSeq and is a predicted model, not a curated record.
AAAACCAACCCCACAAAACCCUCUCAACAAAACACAAAACCUCACAAACAAAAGUCACCAAACACCGCUAAUCUUUAAUAUUUUCAUCAUCCCCUCUAAAAAAUGGACUGUUCAUCAAAUAUCACAACUCUCAACCACCAUAACCAACACCAACUUCCAUCAUCAUCUUCAUCUCCAUCAUCAACCUUUUCUCGGUACGAAAAUCAGAAACGCCGCGACUGGAAUACCUUCGGACAAUACCUUAAAAACCACCGUCCUCCACUUUCUCUUAACCGUUGUAGUGGGGCCCAUGUCCUGGAGUUUCUCCGGUACUUAGAUCAGUUCGGAAAAACUAAGGUCCAUACCCAUCUUUGUCCCUUUUACGGGCACCCAAACCCGCCCGCGCCAUGCCCAUGCCCGCUUCGACAAGCGUGGGGAUCUCUUGAUGCGUUGAUCGGACGGCUAAGAGCUGCUUAUGAAGAAAAUGGGGGUAAACCCGAGAUGAACCCGUUUGGGGCUCGGGCUGUAAGGCUUUAUCUUAGGGAAGUUAGAGAUUCUCAGUCUAGGGCUAGAGGAAUUAGCUAUGAGAAGAAGAAGCGUAAGAGGCCCGUUGUUGCACAACUGGUUGAUACCAAUACUGGUAAUGAUCCUGCUACUAUCUAAGAAGGUUCUAGAAAAUGAUGAUGAUGAUAAUUCAUGUGGUAAACUUAUUAAUUAGUAUAAUAUUUAACUGUGUUUAAUUUAAUUUUGUACUCUUCUUUUAUUUGAUGGUUAAUUAAUUAUGUAUCACUAUUUAGUUUUAAUUAAUUAGCUGAAAAUCAAAUUUGAAACUUUUUCAGAAUAGUAUCAUUGAGAUAAGAUUCCAUUAUCAUGCAUUACUAUUUAAGAGAUUUUCCCUUAUUAUAAACAGUCUUGGUUUUUGUUCAGAGUUUACGACUUAUGAGUUAGGGAUAUGGAUGAUGAAUUAGGUUAGUUCCAAAUUAGGGUUAGC